AAUAAUAUUUCAUUUGAGGCCAAUGCGUGCUCUUUUUCUUAUAUGUUGGGGACAACUAUUAACUUGGGCGGUGGUAGUAAAUUAAGUAUUUAAUAUAAAUCAUAUAAUUUCUAACUUAGAAGUUUCUCAGGCGGUUACAUGCAAAGUUGGUACGAUCAUUAUGUAAGAUAUAUAAACCCCAAGCCAAGCAAUCGCUUUUGGAAAAAAUCAGUGGGGACGUGAAAUAUUUCUUAGAGGAAAAUCAAACUUUUUUUUUUAUUUUGGGUUAUUAAAUUAUUUAAGUAUCGUCUCUUAUUAAAGUUUUCUGUUCUUGAGUACAAUGAAAAUAUUUCAUUUUCUUUAAACAGAAGUGCCAAUAAAAUGAAUACAACACUGUAUGUUCUUUUAAUAAAACCUCAUUAGCUUUAUUCGACCAAAGCAUUCGACAAAGAAGCGGCGCUUUACAGAAACGGACGGGACUCGCCCAGAAGAUAAAAACUCUGACAAUGUUAUUGCCUUUUGUUCUGCUCGGUUUUGUAGUUCCAAGUUUUACACAACAACUAGGAAACAAGUCAUUCGAGUGGGCACAACUAAACCUGCGACAUGUGUGCUUUGAGUGUAACGGAGACCGUCAUGGAACAAUAUACAACUUCCUCCGCGAGCCCCGCUUGGUGGCUGCCAUGAAAUUGGUUUACAGAAGUGGCGAAAUCCGAUGCACGCCAAACAAGGCCUAUAACAGUCGCUGGGGCUGUCAUUCAGGCAGCAAAACUCCCCUGAACGCCAUUGUUACUGACCAGAGAAACAAUGUCAUCUAUCCAAGGAAGGAGUACCUCAAAGACCAGUCAUCUCUAUGGUAUGCGAUGCCCGUGGUGGACGAAUCAUACUCCGAUGAGCUUGUCUUUACCAAUUUUGGCGUCCCAUUUUACUUGGAGAAACAUCGCGAGCUCCGCAUUUGGUGUGGCGAGGACCUCAAAAACAAAAAUGAUGGCGACAACCAAGGACGAGUGUGUGUUGAUGUUUACAUUAAAUAUUAUUGAUUGUGACAAAUAGGAUCCUGAAGUGCUCUUCUUUCGCUGAAUUUACUUUGAAUGGUCACGCAACGUCUCUAGCUGAGUUAUGGUCGCGUUGUAGAGGUGUUGUGCGACAAUCCAAAAACUUUAUGCAAAGGAAGAGCUUUGUCACAAGAACUCGAUGUACUCAGGCAUUUUGGAGAGUAAAGUUUAUGGAGAAAUCA
Messenger RNA from Stylophora pistillata, 1213 nucleotides. RefSeq lists its product as uncharacterized. The record is from RefSeq and is a predicted model, not a curated record. NCBI's taxonomy places the organism in Eukaryota, Metazoa, Cnidaria, Anthozoa, Scleractinia, Pocilloporidae.